This is a messenger RNA of Tachyglossus aculeatus (Australian echidna), 1167 nucleotides long. RefSeq names its product RNA binding protein with serine rich domain 1 (gene RNPS1). Gene Ontology annotation, cellular component: cytoplasm; nucleoplasm; ASAP complex. Gene Ontology annotation, molecular function: RNA binding. Lineage: Eukaryota; Metazoa; Chordata; Mammalia; Monotremata; Tachyglossidae. Gene Ontology annotation, biological process: mRNA splicing, via spliceosome. The record is from RefSeq and is a predicted model, not a curated record.
CGACGAGGCCCAGAGGGAGCGGUUCGGCGCCGGGCGGCCUUGGCGCGGGGAUCAUGCUGCUCGCUGGAGUAAAUUGCAACCGCUCAGGGAUCGUUUCUCAGAGCCUCAAGAGCACGAGUUCAGAUCAGUGAGGCCGGCCCGCCCGCCCUGCUCUGACCUGCUCGGAAGGGGAGGAUGGAUUUAUCAGGGAUGAAAAAGAAGAGCUUGCUCGGAGUCAAAGAAAACAAUAAAAAGUCCAGCACCAGGGCUCCGUCUCCCUCCAAACGCAAAGACCGCGCGGAGGAGAAGUCGAAGGACCGAUCGAAGGACAAGGGGGGCACCAAGGAGUCGGACAAGGACCGCGGGCGCGACAAGGCGCGCAAGAGGCGCAGCGCUUCCAGCGGCAGCAGCAGCACCAGGUCCCGCUCCAGCUCCACGUCCAGCUCCGGCUCCAGCACCAGCACCGGCUCCAGCAGCGGCUCCAGCUCCUCGUCGGCUUCCAGCCGCUCCGGCAGCUCCAGCACCUCUCGUAGCUCCAGUUCCAGCAGCUCUUCGGGGUCCCCGAGCCCCUCGCGCCGCCGCCACGACAACAGAAGACGCUCGCGGUCCAAAUCCAAACUGCCCAAGAGAGAUGAGAAGGAACGGAAGCGGCGGAGCCCGUCCCCCAAGCCCACCAAAGUGCACAUCGGGAGGCUCACCCGGAACGUGACCAAGGACCACAUCAUGGAGAUCUUUUCCACCUAUGGGAAGAUCAAGAUGAUCGAUAUGCCCGUGGAAAGGAUGCACCCCCACCUCUCCAAAGGCUACGCUUACGUGGAGUUCGAGAGCCCGGACGAGGCAGAGAAGGCCCUGAAGCACAUGGACGGCGGACAAAUCGACGGCCAGGAGAUCACGGCCACGGCGGUGCUGGCCCCCUGGCCGAGGCCCCCCCCGCGGCGCUUCAGCCCCCCGAGGAGGAUGCUGCCACCGCCCCCGAUGUGGCGUCGCUCACCCCCGCGUAUGAGGAGAAGGUCCCGGUCUCCGAGGCGCCGGUCCCCCGUGCGCCGCCGCUCUCGCUCCCCGGGCCGCCGACGCCACCGCAGCCGCUCCAGCUCCAACUCGUCCCGGUGAUGGCCGGGACUCGGUCGGUCCCAUCCUACGGAAUAGCGUACCUUUGUAACCGGGGGUCGGGGGAGGGGGUCGGGCCUG